Messenger RNA from Rhododendron vialii, 2575 nucleotides. Its product is annotated as protein RER1A-like. Lineage: Eukaryota; Viridiplantae; Streptophyta; Magnoliopsida; Ericales; Ericaceae. Bases 90 to 689 code for a protein of 199 amino acids. The transcript has 4 exons. Gene Ontology annotation, biological process: protein retention in ER lumen; retrograde vesicle-mediated transport, Golgi to endoplasmic reticulum. The record is from RefSeq and is a predicted model, not a curated record. Gene Ontology annotation, cellular component: Golgi membrane.
ACAACCAAAAAAAAAAAACCAGAGGCCUCGGAGAGAGAGAGAGAGAGAGAGAGAGAGAGAGAAAGAAAGAAAAAAACAAAACCGUAAAAAUGAAUCUCGGCGGCGGAGCUGGUGGUGGUUCCGGCACCGUCUUAUCCCCGUCCUCCGCCGUAAACCAAUGGACCCACGCCCUGUCCCGUCGCUACCAGCACCUCCUCGACAAAUCGACCCCGCAUGUCCUCCGCCGUUGGAUCGGCUUCUCGCUGAUCGCGUUCGUCUACGCCGUGCGCGUGUACCUCGUCCAGGGGUACUACAUCAUCACCUACGGCCUUGGCAUCUACAUCCUCCAGCUCUUCAUCCUGUUUCUCUCUCCUCAGGUCGAUCCCGAGAUCCAGGACGGGCCCACGCUCCCCACCCGCGGAUCCGACGAGUUCCGCCCCUUCGUCCGCCGCCUCCCAGAGUUCAAGUUCUGGCAUUCCAUCACAAAAGGCUUCUGCUUUGCUUUUGUGCUGACAUUCUUCAGUGCAUUUGAUGUGCCCGUAUUUUGGCCAAUUCUAUUGUUCUAUUGGAUCGUGCUGUUUGUUUCAACAAUGAAGAGGCAAAUAAUGCACAUGGUCAAAUAUAAAUAUGUCCCAUUUUCCUUUGGAAAGCAGCGCUACACCGGAAAGAAAGUAGCUUUGACUGAUGAUAAGGACAUUGUAUCAGCAUAGGACUUCAGCAUUUGAAGAACCAUAAAGAACCCCAUGGUACUGUGAUUGUUGCUCUCUUGUUCAGUGACUACUGGUGCAUGAUCACUCAAUGCAAUCGCAACUCCUCGUCAAUCUACAAAAUCGGCGAAGCUUGCUGCAUCCUCUUGCAUCAACAAUAUCACCAAUGAUCACCCUAAAAGCGAAGUCGUGACUAGGGGAACAUUGGCAAUGGAGGUCACUAUGGGCUCUUCUGUUGCGAAUUUCCAUUCUCUUCUGCUCUGUUUCGUUCUAUGACAACAGUGAAAAUCAGUCCAUGAUAUUUUCAAAAGAGCAAAAUUUUUUACCGGUAGAAUUGGAUGGAAAUUUGUACCGUACAAGAAACGUAAACCUAGCCAUCAAAACUAGAAGAAACGUCAAACUAGCCAUCAAUACUCGUACCAUGCGAGAAAACCCGAGUAACUUCGGCAGAAACGAUAUCGAGUGAUUCGCAAUCUUAGGAUGGGGAUGAUAUUUACAUUGAGCAAUUGUACAUAAGUUUGCAAUCUGAAAGACAUGGCCCCCAAAUCUUAACUUCAUGUUAUGGUUCGGGAGUGCAUCAAGUUUCUGAAAAUUGUGCCCAAUCGUUAGUCCGGUUGGUUGGUGAGUUUGCUCCCCAUACAAUUAACCAUAAUUUGAUUAUUGGGUCAAGCCGCAAUAAAGUAAUAUCUUUUGAAUUUCUAGCUCCGGCAUAGAUGGUCUACCUUUGCCCUGGACCGAGGAGAGAAUUAGUCAAUGUGCGAAAAAGCUAACCCAAACCCAAUUGACCGUCGAAUAAAAAAAAUGAGAGUUGCUAUGUUGUUUGGGGCACUAUGGCCCUGCUUUUUGACUAUGACGUGACUUGCCUCUUAUUUUUAGUCGUAUCUCAAAAAAUCUGCACUAUCCCGAUCUCAAUUUUUCUGAAGAUAAAUGUUUACCAAUAUCAGAACAAUAUAAAGAUCAUCACUGACCUCCCUUUCUGGAUAUCAAUCCUUAGAUUUACAAUUAAACCAAUGGAGCCAAAAACCAAAAACCCAUAUCGAAAUAAAGAAUGACUUAUCCAUAUCAUCAUAUUCAACAGAGUCCUAAUAGUUCAGGACUACUAUCACUUGUAAAUUUGAUGUAGAGGUGCAAACGAACCGAGCCAAGUUUAUUUACUAUACGAGCCUCUGCAAACAAGCCCGAACCUACACAAACGAGCUGAACUUUUUAUAGGCUGAGCUGAGCUUUAAAGGGUUGAGUUCGGUUUAUUUACUAAAUCAGCAUAAAACUUGAGCUCGAGCUCGAGCUCGGCUCGAUUACUAAACGAACCGAACCCCAAGAAGCCGAGCCCCAAGCUACAUGCAAGCAACUCAGUUCGUUUACAGCCUUAAUAUGACUUGAAGAAAGGCAAUAACGAGAAUGGUUCGUAAACAUUUGUUGUUUCUUUAGGAGAAUACAAAUCAUACAAUGCUAUUACAAAUUCAUGAAGUACAUAGGCAGGCAUUAGAAUUUGGAAGGAUAGACUAAUCGCCAGCCACCCUUAAAAGUACAGGAAUUUAAAGCAGUAUAUACAUUACGAGCAUAAACUGCAAACUGAAAGAUAAAAACCUGUUUUGUUGUUCGGAUACAACAGCAACACAAAUGAUAAUAUAUAUACAUAACAACGCAUCGUUUGAGCAUCGAUUAAACCUCCCUCCAGCGGAAAAGAGGCGUUUAGAAUUAGCGUAUACCAAGUAGAAGACCAUCAAGUAUGCUAUAACUCCUUCUACCUCCAUCUUCUUUCCUCAAAUCUGUCGCUCAGAAGCUCCAAAGCAUUCUUACGCGCUGCUACUCUUUCCAGUCGCGUAAGCCCAUUGAGGCAUAGCAUGGAUGCGCUUCAUCGCCUUCACUCCCAACGGGUUGUCCUUGCU